GUAAAAAAAAAUGUUUUUAUUAAAUAUAUCUACAAAACAUAACAAUAACUACAGAUCAUGAAAACAGACAACAAUAAUAUACUAAAACAUGUAACGAUUAAAACUGAUUAAAUACUAAUGCUCCCACACGUGUCGUAGGACAGUCAACCUUUCAGGCCUGCGGAAAGGAGCGCCAGCUGGAGUCUCCCUUUUGAUUUCAAUGGGAACUAUGCGCUCCACUAAAUAUGGUUUGUUACCCUUAACGGUAGACUUAGAGAUAGUUACAGGUAUGCGUUUUUCAGAUUCUCUGGGUGCAGGUCUAUCUGUUUUCACAACUGGAGUUGGGGCUGCUUUAGUGAACUGCCGUGCGAUUCUCUAAAAUUCAAACAAGAACUCGCAUCUCACUACGAAAUUCUCCAUCACUUCGCAUUCGCAAUGGAAUGACCUUGAUUUGGCAUUCUGUAAACACUAAUCUUAAUUACCCUGCCUCGAGCGAAGUGAAGUGACAACGAAGUUUGUUUACAAUACUACUAGGGAUAGCCGUAUACACGCAAAUGUAAAUCGAAGCUUACCGGUUUCAGUUUUUCUUUGUAUUUAGAAGCAUUCUGUAAGAAAAUACUAUGAAUUUAAGCUUUGGUGUCUAAACCACAUCUAAUAUAUCUAAAAAUAAAAUUAAAAGUCAUAUAUUUAUGAAAUUAAUUGUAAUUUCUGGCUGUACGCUAAGUUCCUUUGCGUGCACUGACGAAUACCAGAAUUAAAAAACAAAAUUUUAAUUGUUUUCAAAACAAUUUCGAGCGGUCGGAAGUUUUAAUUUUGCUUUUUCUAGAUUUGUUGUUACUUUGUGAGUGAAUUUAACGUUAAAUAAAAAUUAUGAGAUUUAAAGAGCGUUCUUCUCAUCCGACAUUGGCGCAAAUAGAGGCAUUGAUAAACGUUUUGGGUUAAAAGCUAGCGAAACAAAAGGAUUAAUCGAAUCUCAACAUGUUCAAUAAGAGAACAAGGAUAUUAAAAAAAUAUAGGAACUAAAUUCUCUUGUCAGUUAAGAUCCAUUCCCGGAACUACAACAGAUUGAAAAUACUAAUCCACAUCAUCAGAAUAUUGUAAGGAGUUUAAAGAAGGGUAUGCCAUAGUGCUUGGGAAACACCGUGGAGGGGAGCUCAUUUCAAAGCCGGAUGGUACGUGGCAAAAGAGAUCUCUGGAAACGCACUGUGGUUGGACGCAGUGGCUCCAGGUAGUAUAGACGAACUCUAAUCCGGUGGCGGGCGGUGCGAUGGUAAAAACGAGAUGAUGGUAUCAACUCAAACAAUUUCUCAGAGCACUCUCCAUGGAACAUACGGUACAAAAUACAGAGGGAACCGAAGUCCCUCCGCAGACCCAGAGAUUCCAAACGAUCGUUUCUAUUAUUAAUUGAAUUUAAUCACUCGAUCUUUCUUUAGUUUAACUUAUUAUGCCGCACUGAAAUUGACUUUUUUACUAUGGGUGGACACAGGAUAUCACGGCCCACUUGGCAUUAAGUAGUUGGUGGAGCCCAGAGAUACCAACAACGUAAUUGCGGCCACCCACCUUGAGACGUGAGUUCUAAGUCACAGUUUUAACAGUACAACGGCUGCCCCGCCCUAUAAACCGAAACGCAUUACUGCUUCACGGCAAGAAUAGACAAGGUGGUAGUAUCUACAAGUGCAGGCUCACAAGACACCCUGCCCUAAUUUGAAAUAGGCUCAACCAUCGUAGAAGCAAUAUAGGAAUGCACAGACACACACACUCUGCUGACGAUUAUAUCAGUUUUAUAUUGAAGAACAUCGAUCAAAUAUGGUUUUGAAAUAUGGUGUUUAGCAAUAGCGGUGAAACAGCCUACUAUCAAGGUAGCCCGAAUCAUAGAAAAGAUAUCAUCACAUCAUUCAAUUGAGAAAGAAAUAUUUCAAUAAUAUUUUAUACUUGUAUAUAUUAGGUGUUGAGUCUGAUUUAUGAGUACCUACACUAGAAAAAAUUCUUCGAUGCAAGGGAGAGAUUAUCGCGAUGCGAUUAUGUUAGUUGAGAGCCUUUAGUAAAAUGAUCGUCUCAUUCAUACGAUUACGAAAUAGCAUCAAUAAAUGUUCAACACAUUUUUUUAUUAGUUGUAGGACGUGGUAUUGUUGCUCUGAUACCCAAAGCAGUCAUAUGCUUAGUUUGAAGCGAACAGCAGCUGUACAAUAUAAUUGAGAAUUCAAUUUCAUAUUUCAAGAUGGGUGGAGCUAUUUACGUCGUAUUGUUUAAAGGUUAUCAUUUAACACAAGACCCGGAGUGUACUUGUCAACGAAGUCCUAUAAAAAAGAAUACUUAGAAGAAAAUCACACGACAAAACUCGCUCACAUUCGUCUUACAUAAAUAAUAAUAAAGCCCGUUUAGUUCCAAUCCGUAAUGAUAUCGUUGUUACAUGCGAUUUAAUAUCUAAAUAUACUAGGGUAGAAUUUCUCUAAUUUUCUUUUAUUCGCUAACGUUACUUUCUUCUGUACCAUUAAUCGGAACCCCUUCUUGGGUAAAUGCCUCCUCCAGCUUCUUCCAAAUCACUUUGUCCAUGGCUUUCCUUUUCCAAUCGCUUCCCUCCAGCAAACAUUCGUCUUACAUAAAUAAGUUUAAUUUAAUUUAAGCCGUUUAAGAAACACCGACUACCGUCACAGUAUAAAUGGCACCUACCGUUCGAGUGUUCGUGUGUUGUUAAUAAAAUAAAAAGAAAACAAAAGAAAAGAAAAGCCGCUGGAAUAAUAUAGUUUUGGUUUUCAGGGCUUGUGAUAAAUGACGAUUCGAUUCAGUUUCAUUACAGGCACCACGCUGUCUGGGAACCUAUGAAACAUACGGUCACGUAACUUUUAAGCACUGUCCUGGUCACGUAUUGGUGUUUUAUGGGUGGGAAAUAUAAAUAGGGAAAUUAGGAUGCAGAACAAACACGUACUACAAAAUUUGUAAUUUUGCGCUUAUCAUAUUCAUUAUAUAUACUGCUGUAAGAAAACUAUGUCCUGCACUGAUAAAAGUUAAGCAAUUUUAAGUAUCUCAUAAAUUAGAGUAAUAUUAUUAUCUGCUCAGGCCUAAUUUCACUAAGAUAUUCUACACAGCUACAUCCUCAACUUGGUAAAUUUAUUCAUAAGAUCAAAAUAUGUAUACAUAUCAUAUAUUUUAUAUGCCUAAAAGCCAUUAAAUUGAAUACUGUUACGCCCGCCCAGUGUUCUUGUAUAAUAAAAAUGAAAUAUUUUAAAAUUUAUCAAACAGCGCAUUGGAAAUGCGACUCUAUUUCACGGCAACAUGAUCUUUCUCCGAGGCACGCAUCUGAAUAUUUAUAUUUGUUUAAUUGAAAACGAAAUUUUGUGAAAUGAUCGAAAUUUCAUCACAGAUCCAUAUUAUAAUGCAAUUUAUGUAAAAAGUGCGUAGAUAACUACGUCCCAUACGACUUGAAAUUAUUAGAAUAUCGAUAUCGAAAUGCAAUUCGAUAAAAUAUAUCGAUUCUUUUUUUCUUUUUUUUCCUUUUAUUUUGUUCUUACAACAUAUACCAUAAAACUAAUGCUGAUAAAUAAAUAGGUAUUUUAAGAAUAUGAAAAUAUUCCCACUUUUGGUACCAUUUCAAUCAGAAAAAAUUUCCAGUAUGGUCGCACAAAGCGUACGUAGUCUGUUUUGUUAUUUGUUACAAUUCAACAACAAUGUAACUAAGCAUUAGGUUAAUUUGUGAACUUUACGGUCAAAUUAGAUUCAACUUUGUUUUAUUGAAUUUGUCGAAAAUAAACCCUCUAUAUUCAAACAAUGUUAUAUCACGGUAUAUGGUAGUAACAGUAAAUGAUAGAAAUUAUAGAUAGAAAAUGAUUUUAGAUAUUUAAUUUAAAUUUAAGAGUUAUAAUUUAAGUGAAAAAAAAAAUCAGAUGGGCUGGUUUGGAUUUACACACAAAAUGCGCUUUGAAACGAAAGUUUAAAAAAUUAACUAAAUUUAAAAUGCAAAAAUCUGAAUGCUAAUAUAAUAAAUUUUAGUAAUAAAUAAAUUUAGUACUAAAAUGAAGCCUCAAAUGAAAAAUGGAACUCAAACAUAGAACAAAAUUCGUAAUAGGUAAAUUAACAUAAUUUAUAAGAAUUUCGUGUUAAUCGACAUCGGCUCUUCACUAAUAGCGACGAGCUAGUUACGAAUUUGUAGAAGAUUUCGAACACUCAUCUUGUGUAUAAAAUCGGAGGUCUUCCUUGUUUCUGCACAGACGACAAACAGCGUCCUAUCAGUCCACAGGCUGCUCUCAUCACUCACAUUUGCAGCCAUGGAAAUUCACGUGUGGUGCCUAUUAGCUUCUAUAUUUCUGGCGUCGGUGCAUGCAGGGCGCUAUGAUCUUGGCCCGCAAAAAUUCUACGAACCAUCCACUCCUUCGUCACAAACAGAUUCGAAAUAUGAAACCAAAGAAGUUAUUUUAUACUUAACACCCAGCCAAGUUAAAGCGCUUGAAGCCCGUGGUGCCGUGGUGAGACCUCAACUUCCAGAAGCUGAGCCUGAAGCUGAAGCUCAGACUGAGGAACCAGAACAGACCAUUGAAAAUGAACAGGGUGAAGCUGAAACUACUGAAGAACAAUCCAGGUCUCAACUCGAGGAGAUUCUCAAAAUUCUGAACGACCAAAUUGAGGAAGAAGACAAUAGUUCUGAAGCUGAUAACGAGCCUCAAGCAGAAGAAGAGCAAAGCGAAGAACAAGACGAAGAGCAACAGGAGGAAGAGCAAGAUGAACAAGAGGAAGAAGAACAAGAAGAAGGACAGGAACCAGAGCAGGACCAGGAACAAGAACAAGAGCAGCAAGAUGAAGAUGAGGAAGAAGAAGAAGAGGAAGAAGAAGAAAUCACAGAGAGACCGAGAACUAUUCCAGCUAGAUUUAGACCCGCUAAAAAGCAACGUGAAGAUAGAUAUCUUGCUCCUUCUGUCAGAAAACAAAAUAAGAAGGCGAAGGCUAACGCUGCUCCUCGUAUUCCAGCAUCGGAACAGUCUCAAAAAACAAAGCCACGUAACCAAACGAAGAAAACUGAAAAGAAGAAGGAAGAAGCGAAAACUGAUCUUGAAGCAUUGUUACAGAAGAAGUUUAGAUUAGUUCCUUUGGACGAUGACAAUAUUUCAGUGCCCGCCAUCACUCCUGUAGAGGAACCGUCUCAAGAGCCCGCCCAGGGAGCUGCCCAAGAACCCGCACAGGAAACUCCUCAGACGCUCGCUCAGGAGGUCGCCCAAGAAGAACAACAAGCCGAAACUGAAGAAGAGAUCGCACAAGAGAAACUUGCAGAGCUCUUAACUCCACUCCUCAAUAGCGACAAAGUUGUGCAAUCCAUCACCCAACAAAGGAGCAAGCUUUUGCAACGUGAACUACAACUCCAGACAGCUUUGCGUGAAUUGAAGGAAGCUCCAAAACAUAACGAUCAGAAAUACGCCAUCGAACUUGAGAAAUUGAAAGCAAAUUUGGAAAAACAAAAUGCCUUGGCCAGGGCCGAGGUACUCGCUAAAACAAAUCCUUUAUUGGUGAAAGAAGAGCUACGCGCCAAGAAACGUCGUCCUGUCUCCGCUAAGCUAGUUAAUGUAUCAACACUGACAAAGUUACGCAGCUCUGAGGCUGCUCAAAAGAAGGGAGCUAAACCUUUCGUUAUUCCAUUACAGCCGUGCGAUUCUGUAAGCGUUGUUUAACAAACUCGCACGUGAAUUUGGUGUGAGUUUUCAAAUUGGCAUUCUGUAAAUUUCAUUGUAGUGCCGAAUCUACACUAGCGCCCCUCGCGGGUGAAUUGAACUAGCAAGCGUGAGUUUUUUUUACUAAAAUGUAUGAGUUGACGUUUGA
This is a messenger RNA of Bombyx mori (domestic silkworm), 5781 nucleotides long. Its product is annotated as cilia- and flagella-associated protein 251-like. NCBI's taxonomy places the organism in Eukaryota, Metazoa, Arthropoda, Insecta, Lepidoptera, Bombycidae. The record is from RefSeq and is a predicted model, not a curated record. The coding region runs from base 4242 to 5633 and encodes 463 amino acids. The transcript is spliced from 4 exons.